AUGUCCUGCUACGACCUCUGUGCCCCCACAUCCUGCGGCCCCACCCCGCUGGCCAACAGCUGCAACGAGCCCUGCGUGCGCCAGUGCCAGGACUCCACCUACGUGAUCCAACCCUCGCCCGUGGUGGUCACCCUGCCAGGACCUAUCCUCAGCUCCUUCCCCCAGAACACCGCCGUGGGAUCCUCGGCGUCCGCGGCCGUCGGGGAUGUUCUGAGCGCCGGGGGUGUCCCCAUCUCCUCGGGCAACUCCUCAGGGCUCAGUGCUUUGGGGUCCUCUGCUUUGGGGGGGCUUUAUGGCCGGUCCUACCGGCGCUCCAACCGCUGCGGGCCCUGAGGAGGCGCCGGGGAAGGAAGGAGCAGGAGAUGGAGAAGCGCGAUUCGGAUUCAGGACUGAGCCCGUGCCCUCUCGCUUGCUGACCCUCUGCCCCGAUCUCACUGGGCUUGGCCUUGUCAUUCGAUGCCUUUCUGUGCUGGCAGGGAGGUGAAAAACGCCCCUCGAUUGUCGCUGGGUGUCCAGCUGUAAAGCGCUGCCUUGAAAAAUGGGUGAUCGCUUUUAAUCCGUGUUCAGCCCUUCUGCUUUUGUACGCUGUGUUGUUUUUUUUUUUUUUAA
Molecule: messenger RNA, 609 nt
Organism: Catharus ustulatus (Swainson's thrush)
Lineage: Eukaryota; Metazoa; Chordata; Aves; Passeriformes; Turdidae
Product: feather keratin B-4-like
Exons: 1
Coding region: 1-333 (110 amino acids)
Cellular component (GO): intermediate filament
Molecular function (GO): structural constituent of cytoskeleton
Source: RefSeq, a predicted model, not a curated record